AUACUACAAAUCUCAUCAUACUAAAAAAUAAUAUCAAUAUGGAUUCAUCAGAAUUUCAUUUUGAUAUCGAAGUUUACAAAAGGCAGUCUCAAAUUGAAGAGAAGUAUAUUUUGAACCGGUUUAGAGAGCGUCGAGACGAUAUAGAAGAAGACUAUGCACCUCAUAGCAAGAGAAAAUACUUCAAGAGAGAUCAUGUAGCUUUGGAAGUGGUCAACAAAGAAUGGAAUGAAUUCAAACAAUUCAAGGAGCAAGAGCUUGAAAGAUUGGACAAAAUCACCAUGAGACAAGAGGAGACAAACCUAAUAAUGAAAGAAAGGACUGAAGCUAAGAAAAUGAAGAUGUUUAUGAAGCUAAGUGAAGAAGAGCAUCUCGAUGACUAUAGCAAAGAGUUGUUGAAGAAAUUAAACGAUGAUAUAUUCAGAAAUUAAUUAGUGUCAAAUGCUUCAUGUAUGGUCAGAUAACAAAGACAUGCUCUUAAUGCUGGAUUGUGUCUUCUGAGGAACCCGUGACGUCAAUGAUCGAGUAAAGACAGUGGAAGAUUCUUAUUUCCUCAUGUAUGUGCUUUUGAAGGUGUUCAAGGAGAUUUCAAGUGUAGCAAACUUCUUUAACAGAUUUGGAUUGUAAUUUCCUUGAAUCUUGAAAGUAUUUGUUUUGCGUUAUGCUCUAAACCUUUCGUGAUUGUUAUAAACAUGUGAAUGAAAUCCUAGAAUUCUGCAUCAUAUACGAAGAAAAGGUAGAUUUUACUUUGGCUAUAGGGAUAUUACUUUGUGAGUUUAAAUCACUUAUUAUCUGUCUUUUGGUGUUUGUAUGUAUAAUAAGUCUGUCAUGUUAUG
This is a messenger RNA of Arabidopsis arenosa, 833 nucleotides long. The record is from the annotation of a GenBank genome assembly. NCBI's taxonomy places the organism in Eukaryota, Viridiplantae, Streptophyta, Magnoliopsida, Brassicales, Brassicaceae.